AUGCUUUGUUUGCUUUUAUUCGGUGGUGUCUCGCUUGCAAAGCUGAUUUGCCCCGAUCCUAAUCCUUUGAAUUGCUAUCCUGAGCUUUUUGAGCCUUCUACUGAUUGGAAACCAGUCAAAGAGGGACAAAUCAUUCCUGGCGGACUAGAUAUACGGCUGAAUAUAGACACACUUGAACGAGAGGCUAAACUUACGGGAAAUAGCCAGCCAAACGAGAACGGCGCUGUGAUUGUUCCAGAAGACAUUAUGGAAUUAGAUGAAGAACAAAACCUGUCUGAAGCCCUUCGUUACCUGUCCAAAUUUGUGGAUCAUGGAGUUGGCGAUUCAGCUACUUUACUAAGGAAACUGGAAUUUAUUUCGGAGAUGAGCUCCGACUCCGACUAUGGUGUUGACACCAUGCAAUAUAUACAGCCAUUGAUCCGAUUAUCUGGCCUGUAUGGCGAAGAAGGACUGAAACAAAUCGAUGAUGAAAAUCGCGAUGAAAUUAGGGAGCUGGCUACUAUAAUAUUGGCAUCUUCUUUGAGAAAUAAUCCAGAAGCACAACGAAAGUUCCUACAAUAUUUCUCGGAUCCCAUGGACUUCGUUGACCAUCUUACUGCGAAAAUACAAAAUGAUGUGCUCUUAAGGCGAAGACUAGGGAUACUUGGGUCGUUACUGAAUAGCGGAUCGUUGAUUGAUGGGUUCGAGUCUAUCAAAAAGAAGCUGUUGAUCUUGUAUCCUCAACUGGAAAAUCAAGCCACCAAGCAGCGACUCAUGCACAUUAUAAGUGACAUCACAGGAGACGUUGAGGAUGAAGACAUGGAUCGUCAAUUUGCCAAUAUUGCACAGGAUACAUUGAUUGACCAAAAGGCCCUCGACGACGGCACGCUGACACUCUUAGAUGAACUAAAGAAAUUAAAAUUGAACAACAGAAACCUUUUCAAAGCCAAAUCUGAAUUUUUGGAGUGGCUGAAUGUGCGAAUGGAGGCAUUAAAAGCGGCCAAAGACCCGAAGCUAGAAGAGUUCCGAUCUCUUCGACACGAAAUUUUCGGCAACCCGAAAGCUAUGCGAAAGAGCUACGAUGAGCUAUGA
Ogataea parapolymorpha DL-1 is the source of this 1071-nucleotide messenger RNA. RefSeq names its product Nucleotide exchange factor SIL1. The record is from RefSeq and is a predicted model, not a curated record. Gene Ontology annotation, molecular function: adenyl-nucleotide exchange factor activity. Gene Ontology annotation, cellular component: endoplasmic reticulum. The transcript has a single exon. Lineage: Eukaryota; Fungi; Ascomycota; Pichiomycetes; Pichiales; Pichiaceae. The coding region runs from base 1 to 1071 and encodes 356 amino acids.